Molecule: messenger RNA, 2938 nt
Organism: Portunus trituberculatus (swimming crab)
Lineage: Eukaryota; Metazoa; Arthropoda; Malacostraca; Decapoda; Portunidae
Product: zinc finger protein 2 homolog
Exons: 2
Coding region: 713-1738 (341 amino acids)
Cellular component (GO): nucleus
Source: RefSeq, a predicted model, not a curated record
GUCCCUAGACACGACCACUUCCCCUUAUGUUAGCAUGUCCUUUGUUUUUCCCAUACUCCCUUUCUGUCUGACGUCACGUCCUUCCCCUCAGUCCUCGCUCGCUCGCCGCCGCCUCAGGCGACACUCUACGCCUCCUGCCUCUCGUUUCGCUCGGUUUACACUUGUUGUGUAUUGUGCUACCGUAAAUACACUUUCAUAUGGACUCAGGUGUCUCCAUGCUACUCCUGUUUUACGACAACUACCACACCCUAAAGACUCCCUAAACCAGAUCCUAGGCCAGUAACGUGACACCAUUACAUUUUAUUUUAUUCACGGUGUGAACACUCCGUCAAGUGUGGCACAUGCUGCCCCCCCCCCUCCCCCCACCUGAAAGAGCUUGGUGCACCAGGCCACAAUAUUUUGCUCUAUAUAAUGAUGUUAGGUGUAUAAACUCAAGUGACUACAAGGAAAUACCACAGUGAAAUAACAACAGGAAAAUACUGGAAGGAGUAAAAGCUUGGUGAAUCUGGACUGCCACUCAAGUGGGCCAUUUGUUCUCCUUAGAAUUACUGUUGGCCGUGGCCAGUGUCCAGUGUCCAGUGGCUCUCAGUGUCCUCACCAUCACUGUUGUUGCAGGUGUCCAGGCCAGGUGCCCUGCUGGGCUCUGACGUGGCUCCAUCCGGCCAGCUGCCCAGAGGGUUCCUACAGUAGAGGGGUGAGGCCCAGCAGCAGCAUGAGUGAACAGCAGCAGCAGCAGCAGUCUGCCUCAGGUGUGGGGAGGUCCAGGCAUGGUGGCAAGAAUGACCUGGAGGCAGGCAGCUCCACCCACAGAGGAAAGAGAAAGUUUGUGUGUCAGCUGUGUGAUAAAAGUUUUACAUCCAGAAAAGGACUUACACUACACACCCCGACACACAGUGGUGUUAGAAAUUAUGAGUGUCUGGAAUGUGGAAAGAAAUUCACCACAAAGAGUAGCCUCACCAUACACACCCUGACACACAGUGGUGUUAAAAAUUAUGAGUGUCUGGAAUGUGGAAAGAAAUUCACCCAAAAGAGUAGCCUCACCAUACACACCCUGACACACAGUGGUGUUAAAAAUUAUGAGUGUCUGGAAUGUGGUAAGAAAUUCACCCAAAAGAGUAACCUCACCACACACACCCUGACACACCGUGGUGUUAAAAAUUAUGAGUGUCUGGAAUGUGGUAAGAAAUUCACCACAAACACUCACCUCACCACACACACCCUGACACACCGUGGUGUUAGAAAUUAUGAGUGUCUGGAAUGUGGAAAGAAAUUCACCACAAACACUCACCUCACCAGACACACUCUGACACACCGUGGUGUUAGAAAUUAUGAGUGUCUGGAAUGUGGUAAGAAAUUCACCACAAACACUCACCUCACCAGACACACUUUGACACACAGUGGUGUUAGAAAUUAUGAGUGUCUGGAAUGUGGAAAGAAAUUCACCACAAAGUCUGAUCUCACCACACACACCCUGACACACAGUGGUGUUAGAAAUUAUGAGUGUCUGGAAUGUGGAAAGAAAUUCACCAAAAAGAGUAACCUCACCACACACACCCUGACACACCGUGGUGUUAGAAAUUAUAAGUGUGAUGAGUGUAGCAAGAAAUUCUUCACCAUUGGUGCUCUCAACAAACAUGCCUUCAGACACACUGGCUUGAGGGAGUUCAAGUGUGAUGUUUGUGGCAAGUGUUUCAAGACUAAGGGUGACAUUGCCCGGCAUGUGAAGAUCCACUUUUGAGGUGGUGUGUUGUGUGGACCAGUGGGGACACACCCGUGCCUGUGGGAGUGUGUGGUAGUGGUGGUGGUGGUGGUGGUGGUUUUUCUCUUUUCUUUCUUCUCUCGCGUUGCCUCACCCCGACCUUGGCCUGACCUUCCAGCCUUUGGUCCUCGGCACAGCCAGGUGAAGCACGCCUUCAGUGGGAACCGGUCUCCCGAGGGUGUCACCAAGGCUCUCCAUCUCCAGCAGGACGUGGCGGGGGUCAAGAUGGCAGGCAAGCAAGACGUUGGUGUGUGUUGGAUGCCUGCGUGACUCCAUGCUACGCUGGCCUGCCACACCACAGGAUACAUUGAUGAUAGUGUCACCUCAGCACACACUACACUGUUGUCAUGUGUGGCAGUGCCUGUAAGGACACCACACCCCUGUGGUCUGUUAUUGUAAGGAGUGUGUUUGUUGUAUACUGGGAUACAAGGUAGAAGGAAGCAGUGUACACCUAGUUUUGUACUUGUUGUAUUGUGAGGGGUGUGUACUUUGUGUAUUGUGGGUUGUAAGACUAAGUAGUAGUAGUUUACACCUAGCCUUGUGUAUCUUGUGAGGGGUGUGGACUUUGUUGUAUUGGAGUUUGCAGGCAGUGUUGUAUGUACUGUGUUUGUGUUGUGAGGUGUAAGGAGGCAGACACUUGUAGUGUGUGUGUGUGUGAGUGUGAGUGUGUGUGUGAGUGAGUCCCUUGAUCAAAUCACUGCCUGGAGUUUCAUUAGGCAACUGGUGUUUGUGUAAUUGUAAAGUAUCUUUUUAUCUCUAUAACCAUUAACCAGUGCUGCUUUAAUGAUGUUUUUGACAUAAUUGGUUUACAUCUUAAUAAUAUUUUUAGCUACAUAUAUUUACAAUCUAAAAUGUCUGUUUCAAUGAGGCAUAUCUGAGCACUGGUUAACCCCUUCAGUACUGGGACACAUUUUUACCUUGAGUUUUGGAUAAGAUUAGACAAUUUCACUAACAUUAGGAAUGGUCUAUGAAGGCCACAAGAUUGAUAACAACAGUCUUCUUUAUUUUAAUGUGUUGCUGUAUAAAAUCAGCAAAUAGUGAGCAGAAUGAAUAUGGAAAUGUUUUGUGGUACUGAAGGGGUUAAGUGUACCUGUGUGUGAUGACUGAUUCCUUCCAAGGCACCUGUAGAUCUGACUGUACUGAGAUGUGAAGUUGUGACUAAUAUAUUUUUGUUGACCA